Molecule: messenger RNA, 1416 nt
Organism: Elaeis guineensis (African oil palm)
Lineage: Eukaryota; Viridiplantae; Streptophyta; Magnoliopsida; Arecales; Arecaceae
Product: MOB kinase activator-like 1A
Source: RefSeq, a predicted model, not a curated record
AAUUUCUUUUGCUUUGCCAGAAGUGGAGAGAAGAAGGGAGAGUCCUUGAAUCAACAACACCCGAUUCCUCUUAAUCUCCUUCUUCCUAGAAAGAGAAAAAAAUGAGUCUCUUCGGUCUUGGAAGCAGAAAUCAGAAGACUUUUCGACCCAAGAAAAACGCUGCAUCUGGAGAUAAGAAAAGAAGAAUGUGCCUCAACCUCCUUUUAAUCAGACAGUGAUAUGGAGAAUGUGCUUUUGAAAAGGUUCUUGUCGAUGCUAUCGACAUAAAUUAUAAGAUUGAAGCAGAGUGGUCGCAUGCUCCUCGAGCCUUCAUGAGUUAGAAGUUGCAAUGGUCAGCUGGGGUGUGAAUGUGCCGAGCUUUGUCAAACUCGGCUCGAGCUGGCGAACCUUAUAUCAGUUUGGGACAAUUAGGAACCCUUGUGGUCCUUGUCCUUCCCUUACAUUUGGUCAUAGCUAAGUGCUUACUCUUUCCUACAUUUAGCAUUAAGGAUAUCCCAGUACAGAGGCACACUGAGCAGCAACCUAUUAGUCACAUAUGAGCUGAUAGAGCUGGGGGGAGAGGAACUCUAGCAUACACACUACAUGUAUGCGUUUAUUCAGAAAAAGGCACUCUGUUUGUGGCUCACACUUAACCUGGUAUGCAACUGAAAAGGCAUAUUGAUGCAACCUUGGGUAGUGGGAACUUAAGAGAGGCUGUUCGCUUGCCUCCUGGAGUGGAUCGCAAUGAAUGGCUUGCGGUCAAUACUGUUGACUUCUUCAAUCAAGUGAAUAUACUGUAUGGCACUCUGAUGGAAUUUUGCACACCAACCACCUGCCCAACAAUGUCAGCGGGACCUAAGUUUGAAUAUAGAUGGGCUGAUGGAGUUCAAAUAAAAAAACCUAUAGAGGUUUCUGCACCAAAAUAUGUAGAAUAUCUGAUGGACUGGAUCGAAGCUCAGCUUGAUGAUGAAUCUAUAUUUCCUCAAAAACUUGGGGCACCUUUUCCUCCCAAUUUCCAAGAUGUUGUUAAAACGAUAUUUAAACGUCUUUUUAGGGUGUAUGCUCAUAUAUAUCACUCUCAUUUUCAGAAGAUUGUGAGUCUCAAGGAAGAAGCUCAUCUCAAUACUUGCUUCAAGCAUUUCACUUUAUUCACAUGGGAGUUCCGCCUGAUUGACAAGGGGGAGCUUGCGCCACUCAAUGAUCUCAUCGAGUCGAUUGUCCUUGCAUAUUAAGGAAGCAUGAUUGCAGAUGAUGGAUGAAGAAUUACUGAAUAGGAAUUUUUGAUCUAGCACGGGGUUUCUACUUCUUUUUUCUUUUUGCUUUUUAUUGUUAUUUUUAUUUUUUUUAAUAUAAAACUAUUCUCUUGAUCAUGAUUAUGAUUCUGGAUUGAUUGUGACGAGACUCAAUUAAUUGACUUUUAGUUGGUCUGUUUGUGCG